This is a messenger RNA of Gastrolobium bilobum, 1508 nucleotides long. RefSeq names its product embryogenesis-associated protein EMB8. Gene Ontology annotation, molecular function: monoacylglycerol lipase activity; short-chain carboxylesterase activity. The transcript is spliced from 8 exons. The record is from RefSeq and is a predicted model, not a curated record. The coding region runs from base 34 to 1323 and encodes 429 amino acids. Lineage: Eukaryota; Viridiplantae; Streptophyta; Magnoliopsida; Fabales; Fabaceae.
AUAUAAAGAGAAAGUCCAAUAAGGUGAAGAAUCAUGGCAAGGUCAUUGGUGGGGUCCGCAUCACUUGCCCCUCCAAUCCUUUCUCGCCCAUACAACAAUGCACUAAUUAAAUCCCUCCACUUGUCCUCUUCUUCUUCUUCUUCUUCCACUUUCUCCGCCGUCCACGUCAGCUCCUCCGCCGCACCAAUGGCCAGCCACCACCCUCAUCCCUCCUUCGAAAUUGUCGGUGGGGCACAUGACCGUUUCCUCCCCGCUCUCACAUACUUGGCUCGUCCCUACCACCCUUUCCCUCUCCUUGGUUGGAACCGCCACGUGGAAACCAUAUUCGCUUCUUUUUUCCGAUCAGUCCCCGACGUCAGGCUCCGCCGUGAGUGCCUCAGGACCCAAGACGGCGGAGUCGUCGCCCUCGACUGGACUUCCGGCGACGAUAGACUUUUACCGGCCGAUUCUCCACUCCUCAUUUUGCUGCCAGGUUUAACUGGAGGUAGUGGGGAUGCUUAUGUGAGACACAUGUUAGUUAGAGCUCGAAGUAAAGGAUUUCGUGUUGUGGUUUUCAAUAGCCGUGGUUGUGGUGAUAGCCCUGUUACUACCCCUCAGUUCUAUUCAGCUUCGUUUUUAGGAGAUAUGCGUGAGGUUGUUUCCCAUGUCAGCGCUAGAUACCCCAAUGCUAAUUUAUAUGCUGUUGGUUGGUCACUUGGGGCAAACAUUCUUGUUCGUUACUUGGGUCUGGAAUCCCACCAUUGUCCUCUUUCUGGGGCUGUAUCAUUGUGUAAUCCUUUCAAUUUGGUUGUGGCAGAUGAGGACUUCCGAAAGGGUUUUAACAUAAUUUAUGACAAGGCUCUUGCGAAUAGCCUUUCCAAGAUUUUCAACAAGCAUAAUUUACUCUUUGAAGAUAUUGAUGGUGAAUAUAACAUUCCAAUGGCAGCCAACCCCAAGUCUGUUAGGGACUUUGACAAUGCACUAACCCGUGUUUCUUUUGGAUUCAAGUCUGUGGAUGAAUACUACUUUAAUUCAAGCAGUUCAGAUUCCAUAAAACAUGUUCAAACCCCUUUGCUUUGUAUCCAGGCAGCCAAUGAUCCGAUUGCUCCUUAUAGGGGAAUUCCUUUUGAACAUAUCACGCAAAAUCCAAACUGCUUGUUAAUAGUGACACCCAAAGGUGGCCACUUGGGUUGGGUUGCUGGUGAUGAAGCACCACUUGGAGCCCCUUGGACUGAUCCUUUGGUAAUAGAUUUUAUUCAAUAUUUAGAGAGGGAAGCAGUUAAGGCCCCCGAAACCUCUACUAAUCCAGCAGGUAAAGAGUCCUUGUACCAUCUUGAAGUGUAAUUUGGCAAUCUCCUACAUAUUCUUUAGCACAUUCGUAGUCCCCAGAAUGAUAAUGUAUCAGCUAGUGCAUUCUUGUUUGUACGUUUUACGUGGAGUCCAGCAGAUAAUGGAUCGCACAACUCAGAGGUCGAUAUCAAUAAUGAUCAAAUAUUUCAUUCACAUACUUGUCAAUGGAUCAUGGAUGC